Molecule: messenger RNA, 189 nt
Organism: Penicillium psychrosexuale
Lineage: Eukaryota; Fungi; Ascomycota; Eurotiomycetes; Eurotiales; Aspergillaceae
Exons: 1
Coding region: 1-189 (62 amino acids)
Source: RefSeq, a predicted model, not a curated record
AUGCCAUCAAACAACGAGCAGCUUCAGUCUACCCAUGUCCAGUUGGAGAUCGCGACAAACCAAGCUCGAACCUAUUGGAACCAGCUUGCUGAGGAGGUUAUUGCAAACCCUGAAGGUGGAGUCCUUCUUGGAGCAAAUGUUUUACCGAAUAUGCUUUGCAGAGUCCCUGCCAUACCCACCCAACCAUGA